Messenger RNA from Tribolium madens (black flour beetle), 543 nucleotides. It is a transcript of the gene RpS11, whose product is annotated as 40S ribosomal protein S11. NCBI's taxonomy places the organism in Eukaryota, Metazoa, Arthropoda, Insecta, Coleoptera, Tenebrionidae. Gene Ontology annotation, biological process: translation. The transcript is spliced from 4 exons. Gene Ontology annotation, cellular component: ribosome; cytosolic small ribosomal subunit. The record is from RefSeq and is a predicted model, not a curated record. The coding region runs from base 41 to 508 and encodes 155 amino acids. Gene Ontology annotation, molecular function: structural constituent of ribosome.
UUGCCAACACUUGUUCAUCCUUUCAGUUGCAAACGGCAAGAUGGCUGAUCAGAACGAAAGAUCGUUUCAACGUCAACCGACGGUUUUUCUCAACCGUAAGAAAGGCUUGGGUGGUAAGAGACGCAAGUCUCUUCGCUACCACCGAGAAGUCGGACUUGGGUUUAAGACCCCAAGAGAGGCCAUCGAGGGUUCUUACAUUGACAAGAAAUGUCCUUUUACUGGGAAUGUUUCCAUUAGAGGGCGAAUCUUGACAGGAGUUGUUCAGAAGAUGAAGAUGCAACGCACUAUUGUUAUCCGUCGUGAUUAUCUUCAUUAUAUUCGAAAAUACAAUCGUUUUGAGAAGAGACAUCGUAACAUGUCAGUGCAUUUAUCGCCGUGUUUCAGGGACGUGGAAAUUGGAGACGUUGUAACAAUUGGAGAGUGCCGCCCCUUAUCCAAAACUGUCAGAUUUAAUGUACUAAAGGUCACAAAAGGCAGUAGCUCGAAGAAGAGCUUCAAGAAAUUUUAAUGUUACAACCGGAAAAUAAAUAAGUUUUCUAUUUA